Messenger RNA from Ctenocephalides felis (cat flea), 1446 nucleotides. RefSeq names its product NF-kappa-B inhibitor cactus-like. Gene Ontology annotation, molecular function: protein binding. The record is from RefSeq and is a predicted model, not a curated record. The transcript is spliced from 8 exons. The coding region runs from base 78 to 1271 and encodes 397 amino acids. Lineage: Eukaryota; Metazoa; Arthropoda; Insecta; Siphonaptera; Pulicidae.
GUGCUUUUUAUAAAAUUAAAAUGUUUGUAAACAAAGUGAACAGUGUUAUUUCUAAUUGAGUGCACUGAUUAAGCUCCAUGCAUCCAAUUCCAAGCAACAUAAACGACAUUGAUCGUUUGAAAGAAGACGUGGAUUUAUCUUCCUCCGACAACCAAACCAAGGUCGAAGAAAGCAACGCCAAUCAACAUAAUGACUCCGGCUUUUUAUCCGGCAAUUUAGUAUCAUCUGAUGAUAUUUGUGAUUCUUCUAUCGAACAAUCCAACCAGAUGAGACUGGACAGUGGGAUAAUUGAUGACAUCAGGCUUGGGGAGACCUUUUCGAAUUUGAGUCUGAAGGGUGCUAGUACAGAUUUAAAUGAUUUUGACAAAUUGAAAUGCAGGGAUUCCGAAACUAAAUCAUCAGUUCAGGAACCUUCUGUCAUUGUGACAGAUGAGGAAAAAGCACCCUGGGAGAUAUACUAUCAACAGGAUGAAGAUGGCAACACGCAAUUGCAUUUGUCAAUAUUGGCACGAAUGACAGAGGCCUGCAAAGCAGUGAUUGCAAUGGCUCCUCAUCCCUGUUUACUGGAUAUUAGAAAUGAUAGUGUCAGGGCUCCAUUACAUUACGCAAUAAUCUUCAGGCAAGCUGAAAUCGUCAGGUUGCUCCUGAUCGCUGGAGCGGAUGUGACAGUACAAGACAGAUACGGAAAUACACCAUUACAUCUGGCUACACGUUUGGGGUAUAUGGAUUGCGUGCAAGCCAUAACAUCACCAAUCCAGGAAACAGAAUGGGAGCAAGCUCAACAGCUUUUCUUUGAAAGUGGACACCGUCAUCCAGACACUUGCCCGCCAAAAUGCCCGCUUUUGCCGCCAGAUUUCGAACAAUGGAACUACGACGGCGAAGUCUGUAUACAUAUGGCUGCUAAGGAUAGGCAUUUUGAUAUCAUUCGUCACCUGGUUUGGUAUGGAGCUGACAUUAAUGCAAGGGAAGGAAAAUCUGGAUGUACGAUUCUCCAUCAAGCAGUAAAAAAUAAUGAUAGACCAUUUGUAGCUUUCUUAUUAAACGAAUGCCCUAAAUUAGAGCUUGAGACUGAAACAUAUGCAGGAAGAACAGCCUACCAGCUUGCUACAGAUAAGGAAAUUAUGUCAAUGUUAGAAAGCAAAGGAGCUAUACCACUAGAACAUUCAGAUGAUGAAUUUUCAGAUUCAGAUGACCAGGAGAUGUCGAGUAGUAGUACACAGAAAUUAUACAACAACCAUAAUUUUCAAACAAAUGCAAUCAACGUAGCAUAAUUUCGAUCCUUAAGAAUUUAGGAAAUAAAUAUAAAAUUACAUAUUAUAAUUUAUAAGAUUUAAGAGAAACUGUACAAAAUUGGAGUAUACAGAAUAUAUAUGUCGAUAUAUAUUCAAAUAUCUCCAGUAAUAAUAAGACAUAGACUGAUAAUAAAAAUAUUGUGAAUAUUGAAAA